Silurus meridionalis is the source of this 7847-nucleotide messenger RNA. RefSeq names its product inositol polyphosphate-5-phosphatase F (gene inpp5f). Gene Ontology annotation, molecular function: phosphatidylinositol-4-phosphate phosphatase activity. Lineage: Eukaryota; Metazoa; Chordata; Actinopteri; Siluriformes; Siluridae. Bases 378 to 3761 code for a protein of 1127 amino acids. The transcript has 20 exons. The record is from RefSeq and is a predicted model, not a curated record. Gene Ontology annotation, biological process: regulation of endocytic recycling; phosphatidylinositol dephosphorylation. Gene Ontology annotation, cellular component: clathrin-coated endocytic vesicle; early endosome.
CAGCUCUGCUGUUCAUUCACGGGGGGAAACAUCAGAGCCCAAGUCAGGCUCGAACACAGACAUCUCGUGUUGGACUAGUGCUGUUAAAAUGUCUGCGCUGUCAUCAGAAGGAAAUAGGUUGAUAACUCGAAUCAGAAUUUAAACUGAUAAAAUAGUGGGGUGUAUUAGUGUAGUAGGCGCUAAGAGAUAGCUCUAAAGGUGUGCGCUGUCUCUAGACUGUACUGUCAUUUAUCAGGGCUGGAGCAGGUUAGCUAGUCGGCUAACUACAUGAGCCGGAUGCUUUAAUGUGCGCUCUCCGGAGACUCGGAGCGGACGUGUUCAUUGCUCCGUAGCUGCAUGUCGACUUAUUUUUUUUUCUCACUUGACUAGACGUGGACAUGGAGCUGUUUCAGGCGAAAGACCAUUACAUUCUCCAGAGUGGAGACAACGCUCUGUGGUGCAGCAGGAAGGACGGCUCCAUGGCCGUAAGAGCCGCAACCGACCUGCUACUAGCUUGGAAUCCAAUCUGUUUGGGACUGGUGGAGGGCGUUAUUGGAAAGAUUCAACUUCACGCUGACUUUCCUCUGGGCCUGAUCCUGAUCCGCCAAAAAGCGCUUGUAGGCUUACUGCCAGGAGAGCACAAGGUGUACAAGAUCACAAAAAUAACCGUUAUCCCACUGUCUGACGAUGAACCACAGGAUCUGGAGUUGGAGCUUUGUAAGAAGCACCACUUUGGGAUUAACAAACCAGAGAAAAUUACCCAGUCUCCAGAUGAGUCUAAAUUCCUGCUAAAGACUCUCAAUCAAAUUAAGUCUAAUGUUGCAGUUCCCAUUAAGAAAAAGGUCAAAGAGAAUAAAGAAAAGGAGCGCUUGGAGAGGAGACUGCUUGAUGAGCUUAAUAAGAUAUUCAUGGACUCUGAUUCCUUUUACUACAGCCCCACUUAUGACCUUACAAAUACUGUACAGAGACAGGGAACCUUAGAGAAGUCUGAUCUGCCCCUAUGGAAACGGGUCGAUGACAGAUUCUUUUGGAAUAAACACAUGAUACAGGACCUAAUAAACCUACAGGUUCCUGAGGUGGACUUUUGGGUGAUGCCCAUAAUCCAAGGCUUUGUGCAGGUGGAGGAGCUGGUCGUGAACUACAACGAGAGCUCAGACGAAGAAAAAAGCAGCCCAGAGACACCUCUACAAGAACAGCACACCUGCGUGGACGACAUUCACCCGCGCUUCAUGGUGGCUCUCAUAUCCAGACGCAGCCGUCACCGUGCUGGCAUGCGCUACAAACGAAGAGGAGUGGACACUGAUGGACGUGUGGCCAAUUACGUAGAGACAGAGCAGCUUAUCCACGUGCAUAAUCAUACGCUGUCAUUUGUGCAGACACGAGGCUCUGUCCCAGUGUUUUGGAGCCAAGCCGGUUACCGUUACAAUCCCAGACCACGUCUAGAGAAAGGAGAGAAAGAAACCACUUCCUAUUUUGCUUUCCACUUUGAGGAGCAACUUAAAAUUUAUAAAAAACAGGUCAUAAUCAAUCUGGUGGACCAAAAUGGGCGUGAGAAGUUGAUUGGCGAUGCAUACCUUAAGCAGGUGUUGCUCUUCAACAACCCCAACCUAACAUACGUUUCAUUUGACUUCCAUGAGCACUGUCGAGGGAUGAAGUUUGAGAAUGUUCAGACACUCACAGAUGCCAUUUCUGAUAUCAUCACAGACAUGCGAUGGGGAUGGGUGGACCAAGCAGGAGUCAUCUGUACACAGGAAGGCAUUUUCCGAGUUAACUGCAUGGACUGCCUGGACAGGACUAAUGUAGUUCAAGCGGCCAUUGCACGUGUGGUCAUGGAAAAGCAGUUGAAGAAACUGGGGGUGAUGCCCCCGGAACAGCCGCUGCCCCACAAAUGUUACAGGAUCUACCAGGUGAUGUGGGCCAACAAUGGAGACACUAUCAGCCGCCAGUAUGCUGGCACCGCUGCUUUAAAGGGCGACUUCACACGCACAGGAGAAAGGAAACUGGCCGGAGUGAUGAAAGACGGCGUAAACUCAGCUAAUCGCUACUAUUUGAAUCGAUUCCGUGACGCAUACAGACAAGCCGUCAUCGACCUCAUGAUGGGACUCCCUGUUACUGAGGACCUGUAUUCUAUCUUCAGCAAAGAGAAAGAGCAUGAGGAAAAGGAGAAAGAGAGUCAGAGAGGAGCACAGGAACAGGUUAGCCUCCUCCUCCAGACCUACAUGCAGCUACUGCUGCCAGAUGAUGAGAAGUUCCAUGGAGGCUGGGCCCUCAUUGACUGUGACCCUAGUCUUAUUGAUGCAACACACAAAGACGUGGACGUUCUGUUACUGCUGUCCAACUGCGCAUAUUACGUUGCUUACUAUGAUGAGGAGGCAGAUAAAGUUAACCAGUACCAGCGCCUUGGUUUAGAAGGCUUGGAAAAGAUUGAAAUUGGCCCAGAGCCAACUCUCUUUGGCAAACCCAAAUACACCUGCAUGCGACUGCAUUAUAAACAUGGGGAAGUUAGUGGCUAUUUCCACACCCUGAGAGCUGUUACACGAAACCCAGAAGAUGACGGAAAAGACACCUUGCAGUGUAUAGCAGAGAUGCUUCGCAUAACUAAGCAAGCAAUGGGACUUGACCUGCUAGUCAUCGAGAAAAAAUUGGAAAGGAAGCACAGCAAACCUCAUGAAGACAUCCAGGGUAUACAGGGAAAAGCAGCUGAGCCAAUGCUUGGGUCAGGCUUAGCUCAAGGCAAAAGUUUCUUCUUGAACAAAUUCUCAUCCUUAAAUCAGAAAGUAAAGCAGACGAAAACUAACGUGAACAUUGGAAACUUCAAGCCUCUUGGCAGACUCGAAAUGAAGGUGAAUUUUCUAAAGCCCAACAUGAAGGUGAACCUUUGGAAAUCAGACAGCAGUUUGGAGACUUCUGAUGGCAAUCCAGUCCCUGGAGCUAUAAAGGACCUUUGUAAUGAUCGUUCAGAUCUUGAGAUCUCUGACGACUCUGAUUCUUAUCACUCAGAUGGAAGGUCAUGCUCAGGUUCCCUGGAGAACGUCGACUAUGUGCUCCCCAGUUGUGGGAUUGUAGCAUCUGCCCCUCGACUAGCCAGUCGGUCUCAGUCUAUUGGAAGUGUUGAACUCCCUUUGCCCUCUGUUAUUCGUGUAACAAGUUGUGAGAACAUAGUAGUGGAGAGCUUGUCAGUUGAUCCAAAUUCUCAGUCCCCUGGCGCAGCCUCAGAAGCAGAAGAGGCCAUCUUAAUUGAUUUUGGGACACCGAUUGAUGCUUACUGUCACCAAUUCAUCCAGGAUGCCCAGACCAAACCAGUAGAAGUGUUUGAAGAACGCCCAGUCCUGCCACCAAACCCACAAGCACCUGAGGGUCUCAAGGCUCCUCCAGCUUCAGGCUCAAAGCCAGAAAUCUCAGACACCCAGCAGCAGCAACUCCCUCGUCCAUCUCAACUCAAUGUGGAGUCUUCAGUCUCAGGAGGAAAACUCCUCAACGUCCAGCCCCCAGGUUCUGCCGCAUCAUGUAGCUCCCAAAAGAGCCUUGGCUCUGUCUUGGAAGGAAGCCUGGGACCUUCUCCAGCAGACAGUAAUGGAAGUCGUGUGGUGUCCCCUUUUGCUAAGAUUAAGAGCUCUGUGGUGCAAGUGGCCAGCAUGACGCAGGCCGGAUUCACUCAAGGUAUAAAUUUUGCUGUGGCGAAAGUUCAAAAAAGUCCAGAGCCCGAUGCUGUCAACGAAACGCAGCAGAACGAAUUGCGAGCAAUGUUUACACAGUGCCAGACUAGAAUCAUUCAGAUAUAAUGUUUGUUUGGCCUCAUGCAGAUGCAUUUUUAGUGUAGAAUGUGACUUUUAGCACAGUAGCAGUAGCAUACGUUUGCACAAAAAAAAAAAGUGUACACUCAAUUCCUCCAUAUUUCUGCUCCAGUUGACGUAACUGAUGUUUACAACCAGUAUUGUGUAGUGUGUAUAUAUAGUACACCUAAGCUUAAUCUGACUGUGCCCUUUAUUCCAAGUGAAAUCCUUAACAUCUAUACGUUGCUGGUUUUGCAUGUUAAGAAUUCUUAAGUAGAUUGGGGCAAGCAAGUUUUAUUGCAUGUUGAGAGUCAAGAUCUAGUUUAGUCACGUGUGACACCUGCUGUGCAGUUCUCUUCUUUGCAUCUAUUGAGUGUUGUAGAAAUAGCCGAAACAUGUAAUUUAAAACGAAAAAAUUUCAAGCUCUAAUAUGUAUUUGAUGGGCAGCUCAGUGUUCGUUAGUAGAGAAGAAGGAAAGUAAACAAAGCUCUAUAUAGUUAAAGAGACAUGUUGCGUUACAUGUCGAUAGAAAUGUACCAACGUAGGACCGGAAUUCUACUUCUAUCGUAAAAUGUGCUGAGUCAUCAGAAGUAGGGCCUCCCACUUAAUAUAUUUAGACAGAACACAUAUAUUUACCUAAAACGUACGGAUUGGACAGUUGCCACUUCGGCUGUUUUUUUUUCUUUUUACUUGAAAGAGUGCGUGUAAAGGUACAAUAAGUAGAAGACGCAUCAAAACUUGACUACUAAAUUAUUGGAAAUAAAUAUUAAAAUGAAGUGCAGACUCAGGUGGAACACCGCCUUUCUACUCUCUUUGAUUUGGAUUUUACAUACAUAUAAUGCUGAUUUUAUUCCUUGUGCUGCUAAAAAAAAAAAAAAAAGAGCUACAACUUGGUAACAAGACUCCUAAACGAAUUACUUAUUGUACCUUUAAUCUUGUCUAGAAUACUAUAUAUGUAAAAAAAACAACAAAAAAACGAAAUAUUGUUUUAUUUUUUAGAUUAUGCAAGUAACCUGCUUAGGAAAAUGGUAAAGUGGUCAGUGUCUUAAAUUAUACUUGUGUAAAAUGUUUCGUUCUUUUCGAAGGGUUUAUUUGCAAAGUGAACCUGCAUCAAGUAGUCGCUUGAAUUAUUCUAUUUUGAUAUUCAAACGUAAAUAUUAACUUCACAGUUGUCUGUGUAUAAGGAUCAUCAAGUAAUGUGUAUAUAUGAUUCCAUACAAUGCUUUGACUGCUUUACGCUAUUAUUUGAUGCAGAUCAGAUGUAAAGGAACCCAGGCCAAAUGUAAAAACACUGUAAAAUGCUUUUUGCACUCUUAUAUAUCAAUCUUACAUUAUUAGGUGCAGGUAUUUCUUGACUUAAUGACUUAAUAUUUAAUGUUUUUUCUUUUUUUUUCCAUUCAGGUUCUUUCACUGCAUUUAGAAUUUAAUCGUUUCUGGUUUUGUCACAUCAAUAACAUGUUUAUUGAUCUGUUCAUGCUCAGGCUUGAGGUAUGACCAUUAGCAUGCUUUGUUCAGUUUUAAAGCAGGUGAUCAGUACUGUACUUCAACUUCAACACAAUUUAUACUGUAUUUUCUGGGAAGUUUUAAUUAGGCAGUUAUUGAUACAAAGAAAUUAUGUAUAUUUAAAGGGAUGCUCCAGCAACAAAAUAAAUCCUCAAUAUAUUUAUUAUAAACACACUGCCUCUGUUAGUGGUGAUUCAGUCAUUAGAGUAGUAUCAGAAUCAGGGCCACCACCUCCUACUAAUGGCUCUUACUUGCUUGAUAAAAGAGCUGAGGAACAAGUAAACAUAAAGGCUUCCCACAUAAAUCUGAGCUAGACAACUAAAAUACGCACUGUGCAUUUGUAGAAAGGUGCAUUCGAUUUUACACAGUCUACGAGUUUUACAUUUUUAUUAUUGGUGGAAAUCACAAUCUAUAUGAUUAUUUAUUGUUUAAAUACUCAGCUAUUAGCAUAUUUGACAGCUUUCUUUAUUUAAAUUCAAACCUCAGUAACUCAAAAACCACCUGGUUUAUAAAUGUCAACAUUUUUUUAAUGCAUUUAAAUAAUUUAUUUGAAGUGUUGGAUUAUGUGUAUGAAAUAAAUCUUGAAGGGAGUAUUGAAAUAUUAUUAGAAUUUCUUUUCAUUGCCUGUCAGUGCAAAAUUUUUGAUCCCCUCAAUUAAUGAAUAAUACAGUAUAUUAGAAUCAGUGUGCUAAAUGGUGACUUCCCUCUAGAUAACUACAUGCAUGAUGUUAGUGAUCUAGUUUGACUUUGAGGGUUCCCAUCAAAUCCUUUGUAGUGGAUACUGUAGUAGGUUUCAUGUUUCCUUACUUUGUACUAUAACCGAAAUGAUUGCACUGUACUGCUAAAGCUAGUACUAGACGUUCUUUUGGAUUGUGUGCAUACAGUGUGGAUUCUUAAAGAUGGUUUAAUUUGUAGAAACAAUAUGAACAGGCCUGCCUGACACACUAAGUACAUAAUUAUGAAUUCUGCUAAAAGCCUGAAAAAAGCCUGUGCUAGAAUAACAUGAAAUAUUUCCAGUAACAAUAUGUCUCAGUGCUUCUAUAAACGCUGUGUAUAUUGAAAGGCUAGGCUUUCUAUGAAGGUACUUUUGUUUUUGGUGCCUUAAAGGCUCACCUUGACUCAUGACGACAGCUGAUAAUUGCAGCACGCUUGAGGGUGUGUAAGACGCGGGAGUGAAUGGAUUAUAAUUGCUGUUUUUCAAAACCUGUAUCUUAAGAUAAACAGUAAAGUAUGGAGUAAAGCAGGAAGUUACAUGCUAUUGAUUCUCCAUUUAAAGACAUUUUCCAUUAUAUACUAUAUUUCUAUUAUGUGUAACAUGAACUGCGCUUGUACGUAACCUCUAUAAUCUGUCAGGAAUAGACCAGUUGGUUUUCAUUCCAGGGGUCUAUUGGCCAAAGAUUGGCAUUAUAUCAGCACAUCAUCCGUCACCUUGCAGGAAAUGAGUCCACAAAAUGGUCCCAUGUCACCGUUUUGGACUGAGCUCAAUGGGUGAUACGAGUGGCCUUGUAACCAGAGCCUUGGCUGCUCUUAAGCGCUCCUAAGUCUGACUGAGUUUUGGGUCAAAGUAAGCCCAAUCUUGUUGUGGUGUUCUGUUUUGUUUGUUUUUUGUAUCCUUUAUGGUGCUUUUUCUGCCCACUCCCCUCUCAUCAGGGGUGACCCUAUAUGGAGCAGUAACUCCCAGUGACUUUGCCCUGAGGGUCACCAAAUUCCACAAGCUCCUUAACCAAAAGAAGAGCAAGGUUAAAUAACUUGUGUUUUGUGUAAUGAAACAAAUGGUCAUCUCAAGCCUGAGGAAAAAUUGACAAGUGUUUUAUAGACCAUGUUUUUUGAACUAUGUUUUGUUUUAUGUUUAAUGGUCGUAUGUUCUCCCUCAGCGCACACUUUUUAUUUACUGUAAUUUGAGAUGCAUGCUAGGUAUCGACAUCAAGACAUGCAACUGACAUUUUCAACAAUACAUGUAGCGUCAUUGUGAUACCUGCUGACUGUCUGAAUAUUAAUAUGCUGGUGAUAAUACAGGUUUCAUUUGAUGCAUGUUGGGAAAUGGGUUUUGCUUAAAGGUUGGUAUUCGCUGGACUGGAAUUUAAUCUAAUGCUAUUGGGAUUAUUUGGAAUAUCAGUACAAGGUGGUGGUACAUAAAUGUAAACUAGUUCUCAGAGCAGUUCUGUAUAAGUAAACAUUCCUGUUACAUUUAUUUAGUAUUUUCUAUGCAUAACAAGGUGCACUUUUCCUUGUUUAAAGAAUUUCCUGAAAGGACCAUCAUUUCACACCAAGUGAUUUGGAGACCAUGUAUAAUUUGCCAUUACCACUUUGUCAUAUAACUGACAUAUAAGUGAAUGACCUGUUUCUUCUUUGUUUUUAUUUCUGAAAAUGACUUUUUGAAUUAUGUUUGUGUGUUUGACUUUUUCCACAUAAGUGUGAAGAUAUUAUCAUUCUCUACCCUGAACUUUAUUGCCUUGUAUAAUGGUCCAUUAAUUCCUAAUGCUUAUUCACUGUUAACCCCCUGUAUUUGAUAUCAAUUGUGUAAAACUGCUGUAUUUUAAAAUAUUAUUUGUCUUAUUUGGGAGGCUUUUUAAGUAAAUCAUUCAAAGCAAA